Acanthoscelides obtectus is the source of this 4365-nucleotide messenger RNA. The record is from the annotation of a GenBank genome assembly. Lineage: Eukaryota; Metazoa; Arthropoda; Insecta; Coleoptera; Chrysomelidae.
CGAGACGUAAGAAAAUGCGUCAUGCCUGACAAAUUCAAGGAGAACAAGGAUGAAGUUUGGAAAACGGUUAAUUAUUUAGAUCAGGCGGAUCUAGAGGCUACAAGGUAGAGAAAACGAACCAACAAGGCAUGCGGUAUACAAAAAUUGCGGUUUGAUAUUUCUCCGAUACCACGUUUAUUUGUCUGCCAAAUUUUUCCUUGCGAAAAAUAACAUUUGGCUCCUAUUCAUGCAUUAUUUUUCAAGCAAUUCGGGCGAAUGUGUAAUCAGCACAAAAUCAUAAAUCGAAUUUUGCCUUGAAUCCACUUAGGCCAAAAAUAGUUGAAUCAUACCCACCGUGUUUAAACACACAGAUCUAAAAUUACCCUAAUUAUUGCUUAUGCGUAAGCGCACCAGCUGAUUUAUGCAUGUAUAUUUAAAGUUAAUUAUAAUAUAAUUUUGUAAUCUAAUCGCAAAAAUCAAUUACAAUGACUCGUGAGAUCCCAGAUGAGAAGCAGUUUUAUAUCUAUUUAAAUAGUAUGAUUCAGGGCCUGCUGUUAAUUGGAAUUAUUCUGCGUGUUGUUUAAUUUCGGACGAAUUUCAGAUACGUAUUACGCAAAAGUGCAUCGGAAUGCUCGAUAAACGAUCCGAAGGUCGCAAUUUGGAGCGUGUCGAUCUACCGGAAGACAAAGCUAAAUCAAGUUGGUUGGCCCCAAAAUGGCUCGCCUGGAAUAGGUUCUCAGAAGGAAUGUUAAGAACUCUGGAAAAGAAGAUCCUAUCAAUUGUGAAGGCAGCACACAGGGGAUUUUUUGUCGAUAUAGGACCAGUAGUGGGCAAUUCCGAUAAAAUAUGGACAAUUUCUUUGAACACAGAGUCGCCCAAGACGCCACUAGUGCUGCUCCACGGACUCGGAGCAGGCGUUGCUUUGUGGUGUCUUAAUUUGGAUGCCCUAGCCAGCGUGCGACCUGUCUAUGCCAUUGAUUUGUUAGGAUUUGGUAGAUCCUCUCGUCCAGACUUCAGCACUGAUGCAUUUGAAGCAGAAAGACAGCUGGUCCGUUCUAUUGAAGAAUGGCGGAAGGAGAUGAAACUGAAAGAUUUCAUUUUAUUGGGGCAUAGUCUGGGUGGAUUUUUGGCAGCUUCAUAUGCGAUUAAGCAUCCAGAGAGAGUGCGUCACUUGAUUCUAGCAGAUCCUUGGGGUUUUCCGGAAAAACCUGCAGAGCACAAAGAGGUUCCGUUGUGGAUUAAAGGCGUUGCGUAUGUCUUGAAGACUUUUAAUCCUUUAGCGGGAAUCAGGGUGGCUGGGCCUUUUGGGCCGUGGUUCAUCAACUUUGUAAGACCAGAUAUUUCCAAGAAAUAUCAAAUGGCGUUGGAGGAUCCAAACCUUAUUCCUGAGUAUAUUUACCAGUGUAAUUCACAACAACCCAGUGGAGAAAGUGCCUUUCACGCGAUGAUGUCCGACUUCGGUUGGGCGAAAGUUCCAAUAGUGAAACGAAUUGACAAGCUGGACCCAAACAUGCCUAUAACUUUGUUAUAUGGUGCCAGGUCUUGGGUGGACCAUUCCGCAGGCGAUAUUAUCAAGGAAAAAAGGACGAAUUCAUAUUUCAAACUGCAGGUUAUUUCAGGCGCGGGUCACCACAUCUACGCAGACAAACCUGAAUCCUUCAAUCAGAUGGUUAUAGAUGCAUGCGAGUACACAGAUAGUACAAACCCUGACACAACACGGAUAAUAAUCGCUCCGGAACAGGAGCAGGAUGAACCUGAAAGCGACAGAAAUAGUUAGGUUUUAUUUAUUUAGCACACAUUCAUUAGAAAGUUAUUUCAAAACUAGAUAGUAUUUGAUUUCUAAAUACUGAUUCAAGGUUAAUAGUCUCAAACGUAAUUUAAAGAUCAACAGAUCAAUUUGACGGAAUUAUAGUCGUUCACGGUUAGAUGCAAAAACUUUUUAGAUUUGAGAACUUUUCGUCAUAGUUUCGAUGUUUCCGAUUUUUUGCAAGUUUAGUAUUUUUAAUUGAUACAAUAACAGUAUUAAGUUUCAGUAGGAAAACUUAUUUUCUAAUUUUUAUCAUAUAAGCGCAGUUUACAGUAUGAUCGUCAGAUAAGGAUAACCACCAUAUUGUUACUAUAUGGUAGAAGAAAUACUUACUUUUGGCAUUUUCUUAACUUUUACUAUUGAUCACCAUAUUAAGAUGACCAACCUAAUGCUAUAUCACGUCAAAAAAAAAAAAUAUGCGAGAUAAAACGAGUUACUCUAGCCUUAUCCAUGAUACAAGACAUUUUUUCUGAUUUUUUUUUUAUUUUUCAAAUAGUCUCCUUGUAACACUACUCCCAGCGAUGCUCCCAUCUAAGUUACCUGUUCAAAUAGGCGAUAGGCGAUUUCCCGAAAACUCACAAUUGUGCUGACAAACAUUUUUAAUAGUCGUUUUCGAUGCCUUGAUUUGACCUUGAAGGCCAUACUCAAAGCCAUGGUCGUAAGAUUUCCUAUGCUUUUCAAUUCCUACGCGAAAAUAGUGGUGUUUUAUUAGAAAAUAUUUAAUUGACCUUGAAUGUUGUAGUCAAGGUCACCAUUACUUUGCCAUCUCGAAAUCUUACAACUUUUGUGUUUUCCUAUGUUUAGAAAUAUUAAUAUGGGGCGGUUAAAAUGCCACCCUCGAUCAUGACCCAAAUGCAACCUUGAUUAUGACCUCGAACUUCAGGGUCAAGCCAAAAUUUCCAAAGAAAACCUUUCAUUUUUACACCGGAAAUGGAAAAAGCAGAAAGUAUUUCGUCAAUUUCCUGCUUUUUCUAUUUCCACUACAUAUAAAUAUUAGGGGUUUCCUUUGGAAAUUUGAACUUGACCUUGAAGUCCCUUGUCAAGGUUAUUAUCAAGGCCACCUUUGUGUGAACCCCACAAAACUCACAACUGUGCUGUGAAACAUUUUUAUUAGAGCAACUUGUUUUCGAUGUUUUGAUUUGACCUUGAAGGCCAUGGCCAAAAUCAUAUUUGAACGUAAGAUUUCCUCUUUUCAAUUCCCAUGUGGAAAUGGAGGUAUUUUAUUUGAAAAUAUUUGUUUGACAUUGAAAUGACCUUGAACGUCGUAGUGAAGGUCAUUGUCAAGGUCGUCAUCAUCUUGCAACUUUUGUAUAGGUAUACUUUAAAUCGUUGCUUGUAUAUGCUUAGAGACACUAACCUUUUCAAAGUAUACGAGGGCGGUCCAAUAAGUACUCAGCCUACAAGAUAAAAAGGAAAAUUUUGUAAAUGUGGCGAUUUAUUUCUCAAUAUAGUCUCCUUUUCUGGAGGUGUGUCCCAUUGGGAGGUAAGGCUAAGCGCUUAUUGGAACUCGCUCUUAUAUAGCAAAUAGAGAAAAUGACGCUACGAUAUCUCUUUUUAUAUCGGAUAAUCUGUUAGACGCGGAAAUAUAGCAUUAGGUCGGCUAUCUACGUUAAUCAAUGCUUUUACCUUGGAGCACAUGGCAGUUUGAAAAAAAUCGUCAGUAUAAAAAUCUUUUCUGGUUUCAAAAUUAUCUUCGCUAUUUUUACUCGGCUUUUCAGCGUGAAUUAUUCGAAAUGACGUUUGGGGAUCAUGAAAAACAAAAAAUGGACAUUUUGACGGAAUGGUAGUCGAAGGUAAAAAUAUGCAUUCCAUUCUAUUAAAAAUAUUCUGAAAAAACGAGAGCAGUUAACCUUGUAAGCACAUUUUUAUCUUGCCUUUUUGUUUGCGAAAGUCGCAAUGUAUUAAACUUUUCUUAAGCGCAUCGCCCGUGGUAUUUUAUGUUGUUGAACUUAUUUUAUUUAUUCUAUGCACAUAUAUUUUAUUGUUGAACGUUUGAAGUUUUUUGUAGACUGUUCUAGUACAAAGUUGUAGAUAAACGUUUUUAUUAUCACAUUUUAUUCCGCAUUUUACGAAAACACAGGUAUAGAAGAUAAAGAAAUAUUUUGUGUACAAACACCAAAAUGCUGAUUGUUAAUUUCUUAUGUAAACGAGCUCAAAAUGUAUAUCAAAGCUGUAAGUAUCAAAAGGAAUUGGGAGUGUUUCAGUUAAGUGUGGAAAAAACUUAAACCAAUUUUUACAAUCCUUUAUUUUCUUACAUUUCUGACUACACGCUUAUUAACAAAAAUCCUUAGCAAGUCGAUGCAAUAAUAUAACGAGUCAGGUUUAAAAAAUGUUUUCUAUAUUUUGAGAUUCAGACACACUGUAUUUUAUUUACGAUUGGAAAUAUGAUAUUUAGGCUAUCAAAUAAAUCACAAAUGUGAUUUUUGAUACCAAUUGUGAAUAAAAUAAACGUUGUACUUAAGGCUCGUGGAUGUAAUACUUACAUAUUAUUCAAACUGAUGGCCUUUGGUAUGUUUUUUACAAUUGAGCCAUAGAUGUGAUAUAUGUUCUUUGGCUUAAAUAAUAAAAAGUACAAACAC